CAAGUUUUGUUUAUGCACUUAAUUAAUCAUUAAUUUUAGCUUAUUUCAUUGUGACAGUUCUUGUUUUAGCAUACAGCUGUUUGACAAUUACUGCUGGCAGUUAUUUGAGUUGAUGUGAAUAAACUUUAACUAAAAUGGCUUCAUCAAAGCUGUCAAGUAAAGAACAAUUAAAAAGAAUAAUAUAUUUAAGCAGCCCAAACAACAUAUACAUCUCAGGCAAUCCAGAAACAUACUCAUGGUCAAAAUAUCCAAUAAACUUGGAUGUUCUCGAUCUAAAUGACAAACCAGAGGAAUUUUUAUCAAUUAUCGUCUCAACUUCUGAUUGUAAAUUUAUACCCAGACGCGAGACACUAUUUUAUAUCUUGGCCCUGUAUGCCGCCAAUCCGAAACUUACACCUGAAGUUAAAGAAAAAAUUACUGAGGAGGCUUUAAAGAUUACCAAGUCAGAUGAUGAUUUUUUCAAUUACAUUAAGUAUUCGACUCAGUUGAGAAACAAUGUUACGAAAAUUUCGACCAAUUUGAGAAAAUACAUUUGCAAGUAUUACAAGAAUAAAACUGCAGACAAACUGGCUGAUUUUUACAAGGAUAGAAGAAAAUGUCAUGGUUGGUCUCACAAAACGCUGUUCAAACUUUGUCAUAUCAAAACAGAUACAAUCGAAAAAAGUCUGAUUGUUAAAUACAUUUUGUACAAAGAGGAAAAUUUCGACGAAAACAUUAAUAAUGAUAAGGCAAAAGAACUAAUUCAGGUGAUUAAGAAUGUUGACACAGUUAGCUCUGCUAAGAAUUUGGAGGAUGUUCUUCCUAUUAUUAAAAAGUUGAAGCUAACGCACCAACAUUUGUCGCAGGAAUUGCAAAAGAAAGCUGAAGCUUGGAAUGCUGUUUUGCCUUUCAUGGAGGUACAAGAUGUUUUGAAAGUUUUGCCUAGGUUGUACAAGAACGGAUUUUUGAAACUCAAUUCCGAAACUCACAAUAGGGUCGUCGAAUGUUUGACCGACCCCAACAGAGUCAGGUCGAGCACCGUUAAUCCCGUCGAGGUUUUUAUACAUCUGAAAAAUUUCGAGAAAGGCGGAAAGCCAAUCGAUCCGCAACUCCUUGAUCAUUUGGUUAAAGAUAAGCAGUUAACUGAGGAGCAGCUGUUGAAAGUUAAAACGACGGAACCAAAAUGCCAGAUUUUAAUUGGCACCAUCCACAAAUGCAUGUCGUUGUCUUAUCACAAUGUAAAGGGGACAGGAUUGAAAUACCUUCUUACCGUUGACGUUACAAAUAAAAUGGACUAUCCUUGCUUGCAUAGCAGGAAUAUCACCGCUAUCGAAGCCACCCUUUCGUUGAUCCUCUUCUACUUGAAGACUGAACAAAACGUUACUGUUGCAGUAUUUAAAGACAAAGAUGUUGUUACAGUUGAUUUAAAAACAGUCGACUCGGUAGCGGAUAUGCUGAAAAAAAUAAAGGACCACGAAAGUACAUAUCUGGUUCCAACUGCUGGUUUAGAUUGGGCCCUCAAAAAGUGCCACCAGUUUGACGUGUUCAUCAACUUCAUACAUCACGUGAAUAUCGCCAAUAAAGUUCCGAAAGAACUACGAUCGAACUUCUUUUCCUUCAACAAACCGUUGGAGAAGUAUCUUAAAACGGUUAACAAAAACGCAAAGGUUAUAAACGUAAGUUUUGCCUCACGAAAGCUGGCGACUUCCAACGGUUCACCGCAAAUCAUCGAUGUCGUCGGACUUGACGAAGGUACGCUGAAAGUGUUGCAAAGUUUCACCAAUGGAAAGUUUCGCUAAACACUUUCGCAAACACGAAAUUUAAAACUGAGAUAUUUAUUGUCCCUAAAAAAAAGUGUUCAUUCAAAACGAAAAAAAUAUUUUUGUUACGGUUUCUACAAUAGUAAUAAUCGCGAAUACAGAAUUUUGAUAUUGACUUUUUUAACGGACGCAAAACUAGAUUUUAGAUACAUGUUUAUCUAGGUUUAAUUAGGUAAAAUGUUAUUUUUUUUGGUCUCAGUUAUUGACACGGCUAAUAAAUAGACAUUUCAUUUAGGUUGGUUUGCUCAUUCUUGUGAACUUAUUUCGAAUGUUUCUUUUUGUUUUCUAGUCAACUUGAAAUCAUCCUGAAUUGAAACAAUAGUUAAAUUAUUACCUAUUUAUUAAGCUGUGUUGUUUUUUAAGCACUCACUUUAAAAUGUGCCUUCCAAUCUCAUGUUUUUCUUAAAGAAUUUUUUUUAUUUAUUUUUAACUUCAUGUAAUGGGUUGAAGAAUUAUUUAACUUAAUUCUUUUAAUUUAAUUAAUAUGCAUGAUUAUUUUUAUAAUAAAAACAAAGGACGUUUCAAAAAAUAAUAACUGAUUAAUUUCUUAAAAACUCUAAAAAAAGACAGCUUUGUUUUUUGAAAUUGUCCGAACUAUUUUUAAAUUCGUGGCUUUAAAAAGUAUUUAAUUUAUUUAAUAAAAAAAUAUUUUUUACUAUGAUAUUUUAUGUCUAUUGUAGGUAACUAUUGUGAAAUUUAAAGCUUUACUUUCUUUCGAAUCUUAUGUUAAUUUUUGUAACUUACAAUUAGUAUAAUAUUUAUUUAGCAUUUAAUACUUAUGCUGAUAUUUUAUGGGAUAAUAGUUGUUUUGUUCUAGCCUUUUUAGUUAGUAAUACACACAAUAACACAAUGUUUCUAAACCUCAAAAAAGUGUUUUAGAAAAAUCACUUAACUCCUUGUUUUUCAUUAGUAAUAAUACUUAAAAUGUUAGUUCCCGGAUUAUUGUUACAUGUAGUAUUAAUUUUUAAAAUCAACUGCUUUCUUGUUUGCUUGUUGCACUUUUACUGUGCAAAAGAUUAAAACGGAUUUUUCAAGACUGUUUUUUGUAAUUUCAAUAACCCCGUUUUCGUGCAACGAAAAAGCAGUUACUAAAUGUUCAUUCUUAUUUAAAUGUGAGCUUUAAAUAUUAUUUCUACAUUUUGUCUUUGAUAGAAGCAUUUGUAAAUUCAGUUAAUUUUAAUGUCAAUUUCAUUUUGCAAUUUCAUUUUUGUCCAUUUAGAGCUUGAAUAUUUUAUAGAUUCGAUGUUUUCUGUGAUAUUUAUAUUUUUAAUUUUUGAACCAUCCGUCUUGCUUUUGAGGACUGCCGUUCAAGCUCUAAAAUUUUAAAUUCAUGUCAUUUGAUUAAAAGUUUCUAUACUGAAAAUCACAUUAUUUUAUAUCACGGUGCUAUAAACGUUCAGCACAUCUAUACAAUUAGUACUAGAUUAAAAAAAUGUCGUUACAUAAAUCUUUUCUUAGAAUAUGAACACCCCGCAAUAUUAUACCGAUAUUUUUUUAAUUCAAGUUAGAUUAAACUUAGGAAAUAAUGGUCGAAAAAUGCGCUCAUUUUUUCGAAUAAACUUUGUUCAUUGAUACCUAAACUACCUUCAUCCAUGUGAUUAUUACAAUAAAAACACUUUUAUCUCAAAGUUACUGUGACUAAAGGCUGUAAACAAUUUUUUUGUUAACGGAAUAUAAAACGGAUUUUUUUGUUUUCUAUAAAAUUUGUGUUGUUUUGCAUGCAAAUAAAAUAUUAAUAUUUGGAA
Messenger RNA from Aethina tumida (small hive beetle), 3544 nucleotides. RefSeq names its product RNA-binding protein RO60-like. Lineage: Eukaryota; Metazoa; Arthropoda; Insecta; Coleoptera; Nitidulidae. The record is from RefSeq and is a predicted model, not a curated record. Gene Ontology annotation, molecular function: RNA binding. The coding region runs from base 135 to 1778 and encodes 547 amino acids. Gene Ontology annotation, cellular component: ribonucleoprotein complex. The transcript is spliced from 7 exons.